Molecule: messenger RNA, 1539 nt
Organism: Folsomia candida
Lineage: Eukaryota; Metazoa; Arthropoda; Collembola; Entomobryomorpha; Isotomidae
Exons: 2
Coding region: 1-1539 (512 amino acids)
Source: RefSeq, a predicted model, not a curated record
AUGAAGACCGGCAAGUUAGUUCAUCUGGAGUGUGGACUGACAGCAGUCCAAACAAUUUUUGGCUGGACAUUAAGUGGUCCAGUUCCAAAGGCGAGAAGCAUUGUGAGUGAAGAAAUCUCCAUGUAUCUCACCGAAGAAAAUCUCUCACAAAUGUGGAAUCUGGAAUCUUUGGGCAUUCGAGAUCCAAUAGAAGUCCAGUCCAAGCAAGAAGAAGAGUCUGCAGCAAAAUCUCAUUUUAUCAAAACUGUGACUCAAUCAAAUGAUGGACGCUACUCCGUCAAGUUGCCGUGGAUUGAAGAUUUAGGGGGAAGCCCAAUGGAACCUGAAAGUAUCCUGCGACCACUCACCAAUAAAGCGGCAGCAGAGAGCAGACUUAAGUCCACCACCCACAAAUUAAAUGAAAAAGGUUAUUUUCAAACGUAUGAUGCCAUUUUCAAAUCCUGGCUGGAUGAAGGAAUAGUGGAACAAGUAUUCGAAUACAAUAAAGAAAAUUCCGACUGCAACUACUUCCCCCAUCAUCCCGUCUUCAAGGACAGCAUCACAACUCCAGUGCGCCCAGUAUUCGACGCAUCUUGUAAAUCAAAAGGAAGUCCGUCACUCAAUGAUUGCCUCUAUAAAGGGCCCAAUCUCAUGGAACUCAUCCCGUCAAUAUUAAUCAGAUUUCGGGAGAGGAGAAUUGGAGUUAGCUCUGACGUAAGAAAAGCUUUCCAAAUGAUUGACGUACAGGAAUCUGAUCGAGACUAUUUACGAUUCCUGUGGUGGGAGGAUGCAUCAGCAAAGAAAAUUAAAAUCUUCCGUCACGGGAGAGUAGUCUUCGGUGUCAAUUGUAGUCCUUUCCUCCUGGCAGCCGUAAUUGAGCACCAUAUUAAGAAGCUGGAUGAAACCAGGAGGGAUAUUGGACAAAAGUUAUUAAAAUCACUCUACGUGGAUAAUUGUGUCACAUCAGUUGACACUCCCGAAGAGUAUGAAGAAUUCAAAACAGCAUCAAUCCAGAUUAUGCAAGAGGCCAAGAUGGAAUUGCGACAAUGGGAAUGCAGUGUUGUGGAGUCUACCGGAGCCGGCUUCAACCAGGAGUGCGGAAAUUCACACCUUUUGCGACGCCAAGAAGCCUACGCCGCAGUUGUUUUCAUAAGAAGUGUGGAUAAUGAAGACCAGGUGACCAUUCAAUUAGCUCAAGCAAAAGCAAGAGUCGCCCCGGUCAACAAACCAACCAUCCCAAGACUAGAAUUAAUGGGAUGCCUUAUUGCAACAAGACUGACUCAAGGAGCGAAAGAAGCCCUUGGUCAGCCAGAAAUUCAAACAAUAUAUUGGAGUGACUCAACUACAGCACUCGCCUGGAUAAAGAGGAAUGAAAACUGGGGAACAUUCGUCGGUAACAGAGUUCGUGAUAUUUUAAAAUUCUCCAAGCAAAGUGAAUGGAGACACGUUCCUGGAAUCCAAAAUCCGGCUGACCUUCCUUCAAGAGGGUGCAGUCCUCGUGAACUACUCACAUCAAAAUGGUGGGAGGGACCGGGGUGGUUGAAGUCAUCAAGGGAGUAG